UUUAUUUCCUCUCUCUCUCUCUCUUUCUGUUCUAGCUUGCACUGUAACAACACCACUACCUUGCUGACACCUUCAACAAUUCAUAUUUCUCUCUCUUGAUUCUUUCUUUUUGAAAAUUUUCAAACAGUUCACACUUCAAAGCUCUAUAUCAUCAUCAAAUCCAUACAUCAAAAUAGUAAUGCUGUUUUGAGUAAGAGUUUCUGUCACCUUCUACAACAAGGUAAAUGCACCAUGGCUUUUGUUCUUGUUAGGUCUAACUCUCUAAUCAAACCAUCAAACAAGCAUUGAAUUUUCGUUUCCAAUCAUUGAAAAAAAAAAAAUAUGGACAGGAGAUCCAUCUAACAAAGCUCCUGCAUGUCUUCUUUGGCCACCAGAAAUAUUAUGAUCUUAAAAACCAUAUUGCACUGCUAGUUAUCCAUUAGAAUUGUGGAAAAAUAUUCAUGGGGUAAUGGUGUUCUUCCCAAGUGCUAUUUCAGCUGGGUUUCUUGCUGUGCAGUCAAUAGCUAUUUAUAUUAGUGCAAAAAGAUUCCACCUUUAUUUUCUGUAUAAGAUAACUAGUGUCUGGGUUUCAUGGGGUUCUCUUCAUCACAAUUCUUCAUUGGAUUUCUUCUUGAGUUUGUGGUUUUGGCAUGCCUAUGGUUGCAAGUUUCAAGCUUUGGCUCCAUGUCUUCUAUGGCAGCCUCCUAUGGUGACAAACAUGUUUUUUGUGGACUGAAACCAGAUGGGUCUCAUACUGUGACCUGUAAUGGAACAAACUCAGCCAUAAUUCAUGAAACACCAGCUCAAUUUCAGUUCCUUGGUCUAACUGGUGGCGAUGGCUUUGUGUGUGGGAUUCUAAUGAGUUCUAAGCAACCUUAUUGUUGGGGUAGAAAUCCUUUUAUUACAAAAAAACUUUAUGUGCCACAACGUUUGGUUAAAGGAGCUCAGUACCUAGAAAUCAGUGCUGGGGAUAACCAUCUUUGUGGAUUGAGGAAACCGUUGAUUUGGGGGAAAACGGAAAGGAAAAAUUCAAUUGUUGAUUGUUGGGGCUUCAACAUGAGCCGUACCUAUGUGUUUGAUGGAAUGAUUCAAUCAAUCUCAGCUGGCUCUGGUUUCAACUGUGGCUUGUUUUCUCAAAACAGGACUGCAUUCUGUUGGACUCAUCAUGAUGCUAAUAAUCUAGCAAUUCUUGCGGUUCCUCGGGGCAAGAGAUUCCGGAAGCUUGCUGCUGGUGGGAAUCAUGUGUGUGGAAUCCUAGAAGGGGUGAAUUCUAGGACUGUUUGUUGGGGAAGGAGCUUGGACGAAAUGCCUGUGAAAAUGGCGAAAAUCACAUCGAUACAUGCAGAUGCAGGACAAGGCCUAGGUAAUGUUUUAUUGCCUCCAAAUGAGUCCAUGAUCUCUAUAGUAGGAGGAAGGUUCCAUGCCUGCGGCAUUAAGACCAAUGAUCUUGGAGUCAUUUGCUGGGGUUAUACCGAUGGCCAAGGAACACCGCCAAGUGGGACUAAAAUAACUGAUAUUGUUGCUGGUGACUAUUUCAAUUGUGCAAAUCUUGCUGAGAAAUCUAAUCAGAUUCUUUGUUGGGGUGUUGGAUUCUCUAACUCUCUUCCAAAGCCAGCUGUGUUGCCAGGGAAGUGCAAUUCCAAUUCAUGUCCUCCAGGUUCCUAUGAAAUGGAGCAGCAUAAGGAUAAGGGUGUUUGCAAUUCAUCAAAUGCUCACUUUUGUGUUCCUUGCAGUGGUGCUUGUCCUUAUGAAAUGUAUCAGACAAGUCCUUGCAAUUUGACAUCUGAUAGGAUAUGUGAAUAUAACUGCUCUGCUUGUGUCUCACCUCAGUGCUUCUCCAAUUGCUCCCCUUCUUCUCUCAGUUCUCCUCCCACCAGGAGUAGCAAAGAUGAAAGAUUCUGGUCUCUCCAGGUGCCGGUUGUUGUUGCGGAGAUAGCUUUCGCAAUUUUCAUGGUUAGUGUUCUAUCUACAACUGCAGUUUUGUAUGUUAGGUACAAGCUUAGAGAUUGUCAGUGUUCAGCAACAAGGUCAUCAAAGGUGAAGAAACAUAAUGUGAGUUCUUCUUCACUUCAAAAGGAGAAUAGUAAGACUCGUCCGGAGAUUCGGAAGGCUAAGAAGUUUAACUAUGAAGAACUUGAAAGGGCAACUAGUGGAUUCAAAGAAGAAUAUAUAGUGGGGAAGGGAAGCUUUUCAUGUGUGUUCAAGGGUGUUCUGAAAGAUGGAACAGUUGUUGCUGUCAAAAGAGCCAUAAGGUCACAGAAGAGUUCCAAUGAGCUACAAACAGAACUUGACUUGCUCUCAAGGUUGAACCAUGCACAUUUGCUCAGUCUCCUAGGAUAUUGUGAAGAAGGAGGAGAGAUAAUUCUUGUUUAUGAGUUUAUGGCUCAUGGUUCUUUGCACCAACACCUCCAUGGCCAAAACAAGGAGUUAAAAGAACAGCUUGAUUGGAUCAGAAGGGUAACAAUUGCAGUCCAAGCAGCACGAGGAAUAGAGUAUCUCCAUGGCUAUGCUUGCCCUCCUGUGAUUCAUAGGGACAUCAAGUCUUCAAACAUUCUCAUUGAUGAAGAACACAAUGCAAGAGUGGCUGAUUUUGGUUUAUCAUUACUUGGCCCUGCAGAUAGCAGCACCCCACUUGCUGAGCUACCUGCCGGAACACUCGGCUAUCUUGAUCCCGAGUACUAUAGGCUUCAUUAUCUCACAACAAAAUCAGAUGUCUACAGCUUCGGUGUCCUACUUUUGGAACUCCUAAGUGGUAGAAAAGCCAUUGACAUGCAGUAUGAUGAAGGGAACAUAGUUCAAUGGGCAAAGCCUCUAAUCAAAUCAGGGGAUAUUGCUGCAAUCCUUGACCCGGUUCUGAAACCUCCUCCUGAUCUUGCAGCCUUGAAGAAGGUUGCCAUUGUGGCUUGCAAGAGUGUGAGAAUGAGAGGGAGGGAUAGGCCUUCAAUGGACAAAAUAACAACAACUUUGGAGCAUUCUCUUGCAAGGUUAAUGGGUAGCCCUUGUACUGAACAACCAAUUUUGCCAACUGAGGUGGUUUUGGGAAGUAGCAGAUUGCACAUGAAAUCAUCUCAGAGGUCUUCAAACAGGUCAGAAAUCGAUGUUGGAGAGAACGAGGAUCAGAGGUAUGAGUUUAGAGCACCUUCAUGGAUAACAUUUCCAAGUGUGACUUCUUCUCAGAGGAUAAAGUCAUCAAGCUCAGAGGCUGAGGUUGAUGUGAAGAAUAAUAACGGUAAUGUUUGUGAAGGGAAGAUCAUAAACAUUGGUAAUAACAAUGUUGGAAGUGGUGGUGAUGUUUUGAAGAGUCUUGAGGAAGAGAUUGGUCCUGCUUCUCCCCAAGAAAAGUUGUUCUUGCAGCAUAACUUCUAACGUUGAUAACAUGGGAACUUUUGUGUUUUUAGUUGAGUUUUCAUGAUAUGAAUGCAACUCUUAACUUGAGUAUUGACAUUUUUUUUCUAUUUAUGGAUAGUUGUGGUUCAGAAUUUUAGUAGGGAUAUCAUUUUCUUUUCAUGCAACUAUAGUUGGGAUGUAGUAGUAGACUAGUACUAUCGUGUUAAUGCAACUAUCAUCAUAAUUUAUUUAUUGUAAAGGUUGUCAUCCGUGUUUAAUGAAUGACAAUUUAACAUU
Messenger RNA from Arachis duranensis, 3603 nucleotides. Its product is annotated as serine/threonine-protein kinase-like protein ACR4. The transcript has a single exon. NCBI's taxonomy places the organism in Eukaryota, Viridiplantae, Streptophyta, Magnoliopsida, Fabales, Fabaceae. The record is from RefSeq and is a predicted model, not a curated record. Gene Ontology annotation, biological process: protein phosphorylation. Bases 571 to 3345 code for a protein of 924 amino acids. Gene Ontology annotation, molecular function: protein binding; ATP binding; protein kinase activity.